AUGUCAGAUAGCCGCGUGUUUAAGCUCAAUACAGGUGCAAACAUUCCAGCAAUCGGGUUAGGUACUUGGCGAUCCAAGCCAGAAGAAGUCUAUGAUGCCGUCAAGACAGCAAUUGAGGCUGGCUAUAGACACAUUGACGCAGCAUUUGUUUAUGGCAAUGAACAGCAAGUAGGCCAAGCUAUUAAAGACAGCAAUGUUCCUCGCGAAGAGCUGUUUAUUACUACAAAAUUGUGGAAUACUUGCCAUCGCCCUGAGCUUGUUCAGGCGGCAUUUGAGAGAUCACUCAAAAAUUUGCAAUUGGAAUAUCUCGACCUGUACUUGAUGCAUUGGCCAGUUUCAUUUCAGCCUGCUGAUGUGAAGCAACCUCGAGGUGAAGACGGUGUCAUUCUAUUAGAUGACACUCAUUUCACUACUACAUAUGCUGAAAUGGAGAAAUUGCUUGGGAGCAGACUCAGAGCCAUUGGUGUGAGUAACUUUGACAUUCCGCAUUUGGAGAAGCUAGCAACUACCGCUAAAGUUUCUCCUGCAGUAAACCAAGUUGAAUUGCACCCUUAUCUGCCGCAACAAGAAUUAGUUGAUUACUGUCAAAAGCAUCAAAUUUUAUUGUGUGCCUAUUCACCCCUAGGAAGCAGUGAUUCUCCCUUAAUGAAGGAUGAAGCCAUUAUUGCCAUUGCCGACAAGUACAAUGCUACAGCCGCACAAAUUUUGAUUUCAUGGGGCAUUGAGAGAGGCUAUGCUGUAUUGCCCAAAUCAGUGACUCCAUCCAGAAUUAUAUCUAAUCUGAAGGAUGUUCGACUGGAGUCUCAGGACUUUGAACGCAUCAACAAAUUGAUAGAAAAUCAACCUACUCGUAGACUAGGCGAUCCCUAUAUUUCUUGGGAUGUCGAUGUAUUUGGCCUUCAUCCAGGAGAAGAAAAGGUUAAAUAUAGCAUCUAG
Messenger RNA from Mucor velutinosus, 936 nucleotides. RefSeq lists its product as uncharacterized. The transcript has 7 exons. The record is from RefSeq and is a predicted model, not a curated record. Gene Ontology annotation, molecular function: aldose reductase (NADPH) activity. Bases 1 to 936 code for a protein of 311 amino acids. Gene Ontology annotation, cellular component: cytosol. NCBI's taxonomy places the organism in Eukaryota, Fungi, Mucoromycota, Mucoromycetes, Mucorales, Mucoraceae.